Molecule: messenger RNA, 4041 nt
Organism: Phacochoerus africanus (Common warthog)
Lineage: Eukaryota; Metazoa; Chordata; Mammalia; Artiodactyla; Suidae
Gene: MEI1
Product: meiotic double-stranded break formation protein 1
Exons: 32
Coding region: 4-4041 (1345 amino acids)
Biological process (GO): meiosis I
Source: RefSeq, a predicted model, not a curated record
GAGAUGGCUGUGAGGGAGGCGACGGUGGGCCUUCCCGGGUCCGGGAGGGAAGAAGAAGCGGCACUGCUUUUCGAGAGGGCCCAUUACCGGCACGACCCACGCUGGCUGCUGCCCGUGCCCCCACGUCUCUGCCUGGCCUGCGCGCUGGAGCUGCUGCCGGAGCCCGGUGUGUCGUUGGUGCGCAAGAAGCAUGUGCUGUCCUGCUUCCGAGAUGCUCUCAUGAGGCAUGCCUCCCUGGUCAUGCAGCUGGUGGCUCAGGAUCAGAGAAUCUGCAUCCACUUCAUAAGCAUGCUUUUUGGACUGUUAUGCAAUGUGGAGGAUGGGAGUGUAACAGACCUCUGUAUUGAAGUCCUUAUCCAGCUUACAACUCAGCUGAAGUUAGAGCAGGCCAUUCACUACCUGCUGGAUGAGUGUCACAAAGAGCUAUGUAACAUGCCCUCCAUGCGAGGCAGCCUGGCCACCCUGACCCUCCUCGGCAAGUUGGUGGAUGCCAUCCCUGCUCUGGCAGACAAGCUUGUGAUGGAGCACAGUGACCUCAUGGAACAUCUAUUGAGAGGUUUAGUGUACCCUAAUGAGGGGGUCCAAGCUUCUGUCUGCUACCUCUAUGGGAAGCUGUACUCCUCACCAGUUGCAGCUGAGAUGCUUUUGGGCCAUUUCCGGGAGAAGCUGUGUCCUGUCUUUCUUUCCACGAUGCAUGGUGCCCAGUCAAAGGAGCUACAGAUCAAUUGCCUAGGUUUGCUGAGGCAGCUGCUGAAGUAUGAUCUCUUUGUGUCCAUGAUCAUGAGCGAGUCUGCGCUGGCGGAAAGUACUGAGAGUGCUGAGGGGCCACCAGGAGAGACCUCACUGCCGCUGGUGCUCAAAAAACUUCUUCUCUCCAGAGAUGAAACUCUGCAGGUGGCCAGUGCCCACUGUAUAACCGCGGUGCUGGUCCACUCCCCAGCAAAGCAUGCCCCGGCCUUCCUCCAUGCUGACAUCCCAGAGUUCCUCUUUGAGCAUCUUUCCUCUUCCAAUGAAGUGCUCGUUUGGUCCAGCUGCAACUGCCUGAUACUCCUGGCAGAAGAGCCGCUCUUCUUUUCCAAGUGCCACACAGUGUACGGGAUUGAGUCGGUCGUGAGGAGCCUACACGGGAGCCUGAGGAUGAACAACACUGAGCUGCACAAGCAGGGACUGCUGCUCUUUGCCGAGAUUUUGAUCCGGCAGCCGGAGGAGAUCAAACUGUUCACAAGCUCAGCCAUGUGCAGAGAUGCUGGCCGUGCCCUCCAAGAGGCACUGAGCAGUCCUGUGCUGGAGGUGGCUGCUGAGGCAGUGAGGGCCACUUCUGCCUUUCUGAGGAAGGACCAUCAGAGUGCCCUACCUGUGCUGUACAAGGAACUGCAGGCCUUGCUCGAAGCCAUGCUGAGCCGGUGUGCAGAUUUUUCCCAGACCCCACUGAACUGGAGACCCACGGGCCAUGCCUCCAACAGAGAUUCAGAGAAGGCCAUUCUUCGAAGGGGAAAUUUCCUCCUGAGCACUCUGGAGGGAUUUAGAAAUGCCUGCCGGUUGGCUGUGGAAUUCCAGAACGAGCCUUCGGCCCAGGAGAAUCCAUUCACAGCUCCCGGUGCGGAGAACGAAGACACCUUGGAGGCCUUCUCAGAAUAUCUUCUCAGUGCCUGUGACUCCCUGUGUAUCCCCUUGGUGAUGAGGUACUCAGAGCAGGCCACUAACCCAGCCUUGAUGAAGGUGUUCCUCUCGAUUCUGCACAGCCUUUUUGUCGUCGUUCCCCACAUGAAGGAGAAAUUUUCCAAGAAGCUCGCUGCCUCAUCCUUCAUACAGCUGACUCUGGAACUAAAGGCCAGGUUCUGCAGUGACUUGGGUCACUCCGCCCUAAACCAGGUGUGUUCCAGUUUCCUCUACUCCAUGUGCAUCAACCUCCUCUCCGCUCCAGAGAAGACAGCACCACUUUCCCAAGAAGAACUCUCUGCAGUGUCUGAGCUCCUGCAGCAUGGAUUGCCCCAGAUAAGCAGCAGGAGCCCUGAAAGCCUUGCUUUCCUGUCAGAUCGCCAGUACAUGGAGGGAGCUGCUCGCCAGAAGCAGUAUUGCAUCCUGCUCCUCUUCUACCUGGCCUACAUCCACGAGGACAGGUGUGUCUCAGAGGCGGAGUUAUUCAUGGCCGUGCAAAGCUUCCUUCUGUCCCUGCAGGACCAGGGCGAGCGCCCUCCACUGGUGGUCUUCAGAGCUUCCAUCUAUCUGCUUGCAACCUGCCAGGACAAAGAUGGUGCACUAGAUGAGGCCGUGAUCAGUGCCAUCAGAAAAUUCCUGGAGUGGGUCCCGGACUUGCACCUAGUCUACACCCACCACCCCCACCUACUCAGGUUAUUCCUGUUGUGUCCAGAGCUGAUGAGUAGGUUUGGGCACCGUGUCCUGGACCUUUGGUUCUCCUGGGAAGAGAGCAGCUAUGAGGAGCUGGAUGAUGUCUCCUCUGGUGGGCAGCCCACCCUUCCUGCCAGCUUAGCAGUCCUGUUUCGCAUACUCAGAAGCAGCCCCAGCAUCCUGCUCAUUUUGCUAGACCUCAUCUAUUCCAGCCCCGUGGACACAGCCCGCAAGGUACUGAUCAUCCUGAGGACCUUUUUGAGGAGGAAUGUGGAUGUCCAGGUGGGCGGUCUCAUCCGAGGCCACUUCCUGUUGAUUCUACAGCACCUACUGCUGGAACAUGGGUCCUCCCCCUCAGGAGCCUCGGGGAACCUGCCUUUGCUGCUGAGCCUCCUCUCCUUGGUGCAGCUGAGGAACGAAUCAGAGCAGGAACUGGACAGCAUGGCCAUGAAGCUCCUUCACCAAGUGAGCAAGCUGUGUGGGAAAUGCAGCCCCACUGACACGGACAUCCUGCAGCCCUCCUUCAACUUCCUGUACUGGAGCCUUCAUCAGACCACGCUGGGCAGUCAGAAAAGAGCUGCUGCAGUGCUCCUGAGCAACACAGCCCUGAUAGAGCUUCUAGAGAAGAUGCUGGCGCUCACCUGGGCCGAGGAGGGCUCGCCUGGGACCACGCUCCUCUGCUCUGCCUGGCUGCUCACUGCCUCCUUCUCUGCCCUGCAACACAGUGGCGGUCUGCAGGUUCACCAGACGCUUUCUGUGGAACUGGACCAAGUAUUGAAGGCCCUCAGCUUCCCAAAGAAAAAGGCUGCACUGCUCUCAGCUUCUAUCUUAUGCUUCCUGCGGACAACCCUGCACCAAAGCUUCUCCUCUCCCCUGGUGACCCUACUGCCCUCAGGGGCCCAGCCACCGCCAGCCCCUGAGGACACUGUCCUGUCCCCACUGGGAACAUCACAAGUGCUGUCCCUGAUCAUUGGACUCCAGAACCUCCUGGUGCAGAAGGACCCUCUGUUGUCUCAUGCCUGUGUUGGCUGCCUGGAGGCCUUGCUUGACUACCUGUACGCCCGGAGCCCAGACAUUGCACUUCAUGUGGCCUCCCAGCCCUGGAAUCGUUUUUUGCUCUUUACCCUCCUGGAUGCUGGAGAGAAUUCCUUCCUAAGACCUGAGAUCUUGAGGCUCAUGACACUGUUUGUGCGGUUCCGGAGCAGCAGCAUCCUCUCUCCUGAAGAGGUGGGUCACGUGCUGCAAGGCGCAGCUUUGGCUGACCUCUCUACCCUCUCAGAUGCCACGCUCCAGGCUCUGCGUGGCUUCUUCCUGCAGGUCCAGAGCACGGGCCUCCUGGCUGAUCACAGCAUGGCCCAGACCCUGCAGGCCUCCUUGCAAGGCCUUUCCCCCAGGGCCUCCAUGGUCCAGCCACCCCUGCAGGACAUGCUGAGCGGCACGGUGGGCGGAGCGGCGCUCAGGGUCCCGCGCGGCUGUUCGCUGGCUCUCAAGAGGUUCCGCGACUCUGCUGAUCGCUCGCAGACCCUCGAGUUGAGCUCCGCCGAGCUGCACGCCGACUGCCUGCCUACUCGCCAGCGGCGCCGGACUGCUCUAAAGGCUUGGGGCAGCAACCCUGGUCUGGUGAGCCCGGGUAGCCGGCUCAGAAUCCACUACAAGCGAUCUCUGCAGAAUGGGUUCAGAAUCGCACGCUGA